AUGGGCCGCGGGAUGCUGCCGCACGACACGGGCGAGCCGGCGGUGCCGCAGAACGCGCCGCCGCACCCGGGCAUGAUCUCGGACGAGCUGAAGCGCUACCUGAGCCUGGGCAAGGACGGGAAGCCGCUGCUCACCACGCUGUCGCCGGCCUCUUCCAAGCCGCCGUCGGACGACGCGUGGGCUUCGCGCGACUACCUCGAGCUGCCGCCGGGCGCCGCCGCAGCGGGCCUCCUCUCCGACGCCGUCGACGCUCUCGGCGCCCUCGACGCCGACAACGUCAUCGACGACGUCAUCGACGACGUCGCGGUCGACGCCCUGCCCCCCGCGAUGCACGCAGCGAACGUCCCGGCCGGGGAGGCGAGCCCCGCGGAAGGACAGAGUGCCGAGUUGACGCGUGUGGAGCUGCGCGACGUGCAGGGGGCGGGGAGUUACCCUCCGAACGCGCUUUUGGCUCUGGUCAGCCCCGUACGGGCGGAGGAAGAUCGCGAGAAUGUUUUCAGCCGGUAG
Messenger RNA from Gryllus bimaculatus (two-spotted cricket), 507 nucleotides. Lineage: Eukaryota; Metazoa; Arthropoda; Insecta; Orthoptera; Gryllidae. The record is from the annotation of a GenBank genome assembly.